Molecule: messenger RNA, 1962 nt
Organism: Dictyostelium purpureum
Lineage: Eukaryota; Evosea; Eumycetozoa; Dictyosteliales; Dictyosteliaceae
Exons: 3
Coding region: 43-1905 (620 amino acids)
Cellular component (GO): nucleus
Molecular function (GO): exonuclease activity; nucleic acid binding
Source: RefSeq, a predicted model, not a curated record
AAUUAUAAUAAUUAUAAUAAUAAAAAUAAUAAAAAUAAAAUUAUGUGUAUUAAACAAUUUUUUAAAAUAAGAUAUAUUAAUAAAUUUCAGUUUUUAGAAGAUUCAGACGACGGUGAACAAGAAGAAAUGAAUAGAACAUCAUUAAAGAAAAAGAAAAAAACAAAUAAAUCAAAUAAAUCAAAUGUCGAAAAAGAAUUUCAAGCAAAAUUAAAAGAGACUGAAGAGAAAUUUAAAUUAUACCAAGAACAAACAGAAAAUCAAUUGGAUGGUUUGGCAGAAGAAAACACACCAAAAUUAAAAAUCAUUAGAGAGAAUAUAGUCAUUAAAGAUAUUCAGUCCUAUUUAUUAUGGUUAAUGUUAAGAUUUAAAGUUUCAACACCAAAUUGGGUAUUCACCACCAUGUCACCUUUGAUAUCCAAAGUUGUAGUGGUAUCUAUUCAAGGCUUCAGUCAAUUGAUGUAUGAUAAAGUAUGUUUAUUAAGCGGCAGGGAUAUAUUUGGCCAAGUUUUUCAAGAGACUAAAGUAGAGUUACAAUUACCAAACUACAAUCAUAUUUUCGACAAUUUAUUAUUUAUCAAAACACAUAAAGCACCCAGACCCGACCCAUCUUUCAAAAAAGAAAUUGAACCCAAAUCAUUCUAUUUAUUAAACGAUGAGCAGCUCAUCGAAAAUGGUUAUUUUAAUACCAAAGAUUUAAAAGAAGGUUGGAUAUAUAGCAAACAAGUAGAAUCAAUUGUAAAUAUUUUGAAUAACAAGGAAAGUAGCACAUCUGUUGGUGACGGUGCCGAUCAAGACUCUUUGACCUUAAUAAACAACUUGCAUACAGAGGUUAAAGAAAUGUUGGCUAUCGAUUGUGAAAUGUGCAGAACACAAGGUGGCGAGUUAGAACUAACCAGAAUUAGCAUCGUUAAUGAAAAGAGAAAGGUAGUAUUGGACGAGUUCGUUUUACCAGAGAGAGAGAUUAUAGACUACCUUACACAAUACAGCGGCAUCACUAAAGAAACUCUAGAAAAAGUUACAAAUCGUUUACCAGAUAUUCACAAAAAACUCUAUGAAAUUAUAGGUCCUAAUACUGUAUUGGUAGGUCACUCUUUAGAAAAUGAUUUAAAGGCAAUGAAAUUCAUUCAUAGAAAAAUUAUAGAUACCGCCGUUCUAUUUCCAACUGGCUCAUCUGGUAAAUUCCCAUUAAAAUACUUGACAAAGAAAUAUUUAAAUAGAAUCAUACAAAAUAAACAAAGUGGUCAUGACUCUAUCGAGGAUGCCAAAGCUGUAAUGGAAUUGGUUCAAUUGAAAAUUCAAAGAGGUAAAACAUUUGGAACUAAAUUAGAAUCAUCAGAAAGCUUUUUCGACAAAAUUCAUAAAUUUGAAAAGAAAUCAAGUUUCAUAGAUAGAUUGGACGAUAUUAAAACCUAUACAAGCCAAGUAGUAUCAUGUUUUGGAUGUGCAACCGAUAAUGAAGUUAUAGAAAAAACAAUUAAACAAUCAAGUGCAAACUCACCAAGUGAUUUUAUUUGUUGUCAACUAACCGAUUUAAAUGAUCAUUUUAAAGAUUUACUUCCAAAACCAAUUAAUAUAAAUACAGUUUCAAAAUCAAUUAAUAAUACACCAAAUGAAAAAGAAUUAAAAGAUACUCCACUACUAAGUGAAAAAGAAAUUAAAGAAAUUCAACAACUUGAUGGUAUUGAAAUUACACCAAAGGUUAAAUCGAUUGUAUUCCAAAUGGAAAACCAAAUUAAAAAACUACACGAAAAAUUAGAAAAGAAUACUUUGUUAAUGUUAAUUUUAGGCCCAGGCCCAACAAACGAUAUAAACCGUUUCAGAGCUGAGGGUAAUAAGCAAAAUGAUUAUCUUCUUUCUGUCGAAACGGCUAAAGAAGGCUAUGCAUUUUUAACAAUAAAGCAAUAAAUAAAUAGAUAGAUAAUAAAUAUACAAAUAAUAAAUGAAUGGAUUAUAAUUUUAUUU